Messenger RNA from Danaus plexippus (monarch butterfly), 2009 nucleotides. It is a transcript of the gene Mapmodulin, whose product is annotated as acidic leucine-rich nuclear phosphoprotein 32 family member A. NCBI's taxonomy places the organism in Eukaryota, Metazoa, Arthropoda, Insecta, Lepidoptera, Nymphalidae. Gene Ontology annotation, cellular component: nucleus. The transcript is spliced from 7 exons. Gene Ontology annotation, molecular function: histone binding. Bases 145 to 1005 code for a protein of 286 amino acids. The record is from RefSeq and is a predicted model, not a curated record.
UGUGGUAUAACGUCAGUCGUGUGUAAUGUGUAUCUAUAGUUUCCUUCUGUUUUGAAACCCAAGCAAAGCUAAGUGAUUUAGUUCCUUGAGCAAUUAAAAAGGGUUUCACUUGUGUUGAUAGUGUUAAUCGACAGUUUUUCGAAGAUGGAAAAAAGACUUGUUUUGGAAUUAAGGGGAAGGAGUCCCUCUCAGAUCCAAGAGCUCAAUUUGGAUAAUUGUAAAAGCACGGCCAUUAUAGGUCUCACAGAUGAGUAUACAAACCUUGAGAACCUGAGUCUCAUCAACGCUGGUCUCACAACACUCAAAGGUUUCCCCACUCUGCCCAAGUUAAGGAAGCUCGAGCUCUCCGACAACAGAAUAUCACAGGGACUCAACUUCCUGAGUGGAUGCAAGAAACUCACCCAUCUAAACCUCUCAGGCAACAAAAUCAAAGAUUUAGAAACAUUAAAGCCAUUACAGGAGUUUGAGAACCUAAGGAAUCUGGAUCUCUUCUAUAACGAUGUCACCAACAUUGAGGACUACAGAAGUAAAGUGUUUGCUAUGCAUCCGUCACUUAAAUAUUUAGACGGUUUCGACAAAGAAGACCGUGAAGGUGACGACAGUGAGGCUGAUGAAGAUGACGCUGAAGAAAUGAACGGAAAUAAUGAUAGUGACGAAGAAGAUUUGGACUUAGAUUUGGCUUCUCUAGCGAUUGAUGAUUCUAUAUCAGAAGGUUCAUCGCCAAGUCUGCUAGUAUCUUUAUACACAGUGUACGGUCUACUAUUCCACUUGGGUUAUAUAAUGAAAAAGUCUGGUGAUGAUGACGAUGAUGUGUCACUGCGUGCCGUGUACAGGGACAAUCUUGUUGAAGAGAGUUCAGGCAGCUCACUGUAUGAGGGAGAGGAGGAGGAGGAAGAUGACGAUGAUGAUGAUGAUGACGACACACAUAAGGAAGUCGAUCAAAACACGCACGAGGAAGAGAGCACUCGAGGUAAGAAGAGAAAACACGAAGACGACGAGAACUGAGCUGCCUUAGAGAUGUAAGUGUACAGAACAAGAGCCAACACCAGCGACCAGCGACCCGUGACCCGCCACCACCUGAAUUGUUUAUGUAAUUAAUAUUUUUUAUUCUAUUGACAUGCUUAUUUUUUAGUCUAAUCGUUGAGAUGCAUGAUCUAGAUUAGCCCACGGAUUUUAUUGAGUAUAGAUUUAAGACAUUCGAUACGCUACGGUCAGCGACGAGUCCGUGUCGUCCCGCGCGUGUAAACCCAAUCUAAGUAGAUGUUACACUGUUUUUUUAUUAAUGUACAGUCUUUCACACGUUUACACGUUUUUAUAGUGAAGAUCACAUCCUCUAGCGUACAGAGCUUCAUACUCGACUUAUUCAAACAAUAAACGAUGUCAAUUGCUUCCUGUAUCACGCCAAAAAUGAGAACGUCUCGACACAUUGGGUUCACUUAUUGUUAACGAGAGAUCUUUCAUCUUUAGGAGCAUUUGUAUAUAAAAGCACGGAACUUUAAUACCGAAAGCCGCCGACAGAGAGCGCUUGGGGGUAGUGUUUUAUAUGGGAGUUUUGGUAAGGAUGACUUUUACUGAAACCGAGCGGGUAAUCGAGAGAUGGGGAAAAUUAAUGAGAAAUAUAUUUUUUAGGUCGCAGUCCGUGAGCUGCCAGCGCCCUCUGUCGCGCGUUUAUUCAAUGUGUUUCCCCGACUUGUGUUUCUUAUAGAUUGUUGUAUAAAUUUGAUCUAACUAGAUGAAAUUCUUUGAUAUCGAACGAUUUCAGAGAAUAUUUUUCUACAUCGUUUUAAAUUUUAAAGAGCAAUUUAUGCACUAAGUAUAUCAAUGAUAAUUUAUGAAGUGUUUGGUUGUCAUCGGUGAAUGUGCCGGAUGUGUUGAAGAUGGUUUUAGUUAAUAAUUUUAUUGUAUUGUGUAAGUCAUUAAGUUUAAGUAAUUUACAACUUGGCCUGUUGAUAUAUAUUAUAAUCCUAUUAAGACUAUUUCUGGGAUUGUGAAAUAAAAACUACAUACAA